UUUUCCUCUCCAGCGUAGACCGACCCCUCUGACUGCAACAUGCGGGCUGCUGUGCUUCUCCUGCUGGUGGCUGUAGCCAGCGCCAAAGUGUACGACCACUGUGAGCUGGCCAAGACUCUUAAGGCUGCUGGAAUGGAUGGCUACCGUGGAGUUAGCUUGGCUGACUGGGUCUGUCUGUCCAGAUGGGAAUCAAGCUACAACACCCAGGCAACCAACGUCAACACAGAUGGCUCCACUGACUACGGCAUCUUCCAGAUCAACAGCAAGUGGUGGUGCAAUGACGGGAAAACCCCAAGGGCAAAGAAUGCCUGCAACAUCAACUGUUCUGCUCUGCUGACUGAUAACAUCCAGACAGCCAUCACAUGUGCCAAGCGUGUGGUCAGAGACCCUAAUGGAAUCCGUGCCUGGGUGGCUUGGCGUAAUCACUGCCAGGGUCAAGAUCUCACCCAGUACCUUGCAGGCUGUAGAUUAUAGUUCACAUCACAUUCCAAUAAUGUUUGCUUGUUGUUUUAUAUACAUGUACUCACCAAAUUCUUUUAAUGAAAUUAAAGGUUUUGAAUUCUC
Messenger RNA from Sardina pilchardus (European sardine), 564 nucleotides. Its product is annotated as lysozyme C II-like. Gene Ontology annotation, molecular function: lysozyme activity. Lineage: Eukaryota; Metazoa; Chordata; Actinopteri; Clupeiformes; Clupeidae. The record is from RefSeq and is a predicted model, not a curated record. The transcript has 4 exons. Gene Ontology annotation, biological process: defense response to Gram-negative bacterium; defense response to Gram-positive bacterium. The coding region runs from base 40 to 474 and encodes 144 amino acids.